AUGUCUAUAGCUAAGGCUGCCCAGCCGACCAACCUGCCGUCCUGUGUUGUGUCGUCCGUGUCCAUGUCCCCCACCUCCCCCACCUUCCGGUUCCGGAAGUCGGACCUCGCUGCUGCGGGAGUCUACCUCGAGACCUAUGGCUGCCAGAUGAAUGUAAAUGACACAGAGAUAGCCUGGUCCAUUUUGCAGAAAAGUGGCUACCUGAGGACCAGCAACAUCCAAGAGGCUGAUGUGAUCCUUCUUGUCACAUGCUCUAUCAGGGAGAAGGCUGAGCAGACCAUCUGGAACCGUUUACAUCAACUUAAAGUCCUGAAGACAAAACGACUGCAUUCCCGGGUACCUUUGAGGAUUGGGAUUCUAGGGGCUAAAAGAAGUGACACUUCUUGGUCAGAAUGUUAACAGUUUUCGAGACAGUUCAGAGGUGCAGUUCAACAAUGCAGUGUCUACCAACCUCAGCCGUGGUUUCACUACCAACUAUAAAACCAAACAAGGGGGACUUCGUUUUUCUCACCUUCUGGACCAGGUUUCAAGAGUAGAUCCUGAAAUGAGGAUUCGGUUCACCUCUCCGCAUCCCAAGGAUUUUCCUGAUGAGGUUCUGCAGCUGAUUCAUGAGAGACACAACAUCUGUAAGCAGAUCCACCUGCCAGCCCAGAGUGGAAGCAGCCGUGUAUUGGAGGCCAUGCGGAGAGGGUGUGAACCUCAGCAGCGACUUCAUUGCUGGCUUUUGUGGAGAGACAGAGGAUGAUCACCUGCAGACAGUCUCUUUACUUCGAGAAGUUCAGUACAAUACUGGCUUUCUCUUUGCAUACAGCAUGAGGCAGAAGACACGAGCGUAUCACAGACUGAAGGAUGAUGUUCCAGAAGAAGUAAAAUUAAGGCGCUUGGAGGAACUUAUCACUGUCUCCCGAGAAGAAGCUUCAAAAGCCAACGAGACCUCUGUGGGUUGUACCCAGCUGGUACUGGUUGAGGGGUUCAGCAAACGCUCUUCCACUGACCUGUGUGGCCGGAAUGAUGGAAAUCUUAAGGUGAUCUUCCCUGAUGCAGAGGUGGAGGAUGUUGCUAACCCUGGGUUCAAGGUCAGAGCUCAGCCUGGGGACUAUGUACUGGUGAAGAUCACCUCUGCCAGCUCUCAGACUCUGAAAGGACAAGUCCUCUGCAGGACCACUCUGAAGCACUCAUCAGCUUAUUGCUUGACCUGAGUGGGUGACCUCAGAGUGCACUUGGGCAGUCCUUCUCCAUAAGAAGAUAUGACUCAUCACUAAUGAAAGUGGUAACAAUGCUUUGGAGACAAGGCACAAGUGGUGAAGCACCUUUGCACCAAAUGGAAGAACACAUUUCUUUGGUGCUACAUGAACAGCUUUACAACAAUAAAAUUUUCAUAAACUAA
Messenger RNA from Nannospalax galili (Upper Galilee mountains blind mole rat), 1387 nucleotides. It is a transcript of the gene Cdk5rap1, whose product is annotated as CDK5 regulatory subunit associated protein 1. Gene Ontology annotation, molecular function: tRNA-2-methylthio-N(6)-dimethylallyladenosine(37) synthase activity; 4 iron, 4 sulfur cluster binding. NCBI's taxonomy places the organism in Eukaryota, Metazoa, Chordata, Mammalia, Rodentia, Spalacidae. Gene Ontology annotation, cellular component: mitochondrion; cytosol. Gene Ontology annotation, biological process: tRNA modification; negative regulation of cyclin-dependent protein serine/threonine kinase activity. The record is from RefSeq and is a predicted model, not a curated record.